This is a messenger RNA of Tigriopus californicus, 2551 nucleotides long. RefSeq names its product fasciclin-1-like (gene Fas1). Gene Ontology annotation, molecular function: cell adhesion molecule binding. The record is from RefSeq and is a predicted model, not a curated record. The transcript has 10 exons. The coding region runs from base 359 to 2395 and encodes 678 amino acids. NCBI's taxonomy places the organism in Eukaryota, Metazoa, Arthropoda, Copepoda, Harpacticoida, Harpacticidae. Gene Ontology annotation, biological process: extracellular matrix organization; cell adhesion. Gene Ontology annotation, cellular component: extracellular matrix.
UAUUUGAGUGAAGAAUUGUUUUUGCGUGUACCAAGGGCAUGAAGCAAGACAUUGUUUGGAUUUGAAGCCUUGCACUGUCGAACAAACUUAGGCAAAAAAGCGAUCAUAUCAUUCGAACGGGCCGUCGUCCUUCCACCCUUCAACACCCUGGUCCAAGCUUCUCGGGGAAUAGAAGAAACAAGUCUUGCCGGCUCAUAAGAACUGGAUUUUUAAUCCCUCAUGAGACAGAGGAACUUCCUUGACUUCAUUCAGAGUUCCGCAAUUUCUAAGGCUUCUACCCCGCUCCUCCUCAAAUGAUCAAAGCAGAAUACACAAACAAGGAUCGAUAGUACUGUAGUAGUCUCUAGAAGAACGACGCAUGAGGGUGUCAAAAGUGGGACCAGAAUACAAUUCAUUCAAAAUGUGGGGCUCCUUUGGGGUUGUGUGUCUAAUUUUCGCAACCUCUGCAAAUGCGGCCAAUGUUCUGGAGACCAUGGAAGCCAAAAGUGUGGAACAGUUCAUUCAACAAAUUACCAACACCCCCACGGCGACUCAAUUUAUUCAAAAUGAAAUCACAGUUUUUGCCCCUUCCAACGACGCCAUGAACAAGUUCGACGGGCCUAAAGACGAGAACUUCGUUCGCAACCACAUGGUGAACAUUGCGGUCAGGAUUGGUGGCAAUGGUGAGCCCUCUCGAAUCACCCAAGUCCCAUCCAUGUUGCCAGGAUCUCCUCCUUUGUACGUGACCAAAGAUGGGGGCAACUUUUAUGUCAAUGGGGCCGAACUGAUCAUGCGGAACCUAAAGGCCAAGUCGGAUACCACCGACAAAGUCCAAUACCUGCACAUCAUAGAUCGGGUCCUCGAGCCUUUGACUCCUCAGGAUGGAGAUUCGCAGACCCUUGUGGGUUUAACGGCGGGGAAAUUGCUCCGGGAGAGUGAUAAAUUUCGAAUUGGAGAGUCCACCAUUGCAGAGUUCACAUCGCAAGUCCGUUCCAAGAACAAAUUGGACUUGUUCGAGGCCCCUGGUCAACACACGUUCUUUGUCCCCGUGGAUUCUGCUUUCCAGAAUCUCUCUAAAGAAUUGGUGGAUGAAAAUGUCAUUCGAGGACACGUGGUUCCAAAUACCUUGCUCUUUACUCGACCAAUCUUAAAAUCCGAGGCCAAAACCGCCACGUACACGGAGGGCAGCAGUAUCAAGGUCACAGCCUCCAUUCAGAACACGCCUAGCGGACCGCAAGUCAAAUCCAACACAGUUCAGGGUAAUCGGCAUCACACGAGGGAACAUGUCCUGGCCAACGUGGUUCGUGCCAAUAUUCCCGUCUCCAAUGGAAUCGUCCACUUGAUUGACAAGCCCUUGGUGAUUAUUGCCAACCCGUUGUCCGAGUAUCUGGCCCUGGAGGAGCAACAAGGGGGACGCCUCAGCCGAUUUGCCCGCUACGUGCGAAAGUUUGCGCCCGAUCUCCAAACGUUGAUUGAAUCAACCAAGACUGGAACCGUGUUUGCCCCCACGGAUGAUGCAUUUGGGUCCAUGACAGAAGCCGAAAUGGAGGAGAUUCUUCAAGACCCCGAGGAAGCUCAAAAGAUCCUCGGGAUGCACUUUGUAGACCAAAGAAUUGCUUCAGACGAUAUCCGCAUCACGCAACCCCAAAAUGAUGAAGGCAUGUUCGGCGUCAAUGUUCCCUUCCCUGAAACUUCCAAAGAUAAAGUCUGGUUCUACUACGAUCCGGAUUCCCACUCUUUGAUGGUGGAUGCCGUGGGUGUGUCGGCCAAGGUCACGGAGGCGGACGUAGGGGCGUCCAACGGCGUGAUUCAUGUGAUUAACCGAGUCUUUGGACUUCCAUCGCAAUCCGUCUUCGACAAACUGGCCACGGACCCAAUGUUAUCGUCGUCGUUUUCAUUGGGCAAUCAAGAUCAUUUCAAUGAUCGUUUGAGCAAUCCCGAGGAAUCGUUCACAUUCUUUGUUCCCACCAAUAAGGCUUGGGAACUGAUUCAGAAGCAAUCGGCGAGCACUCACAAGAUUCUCUUCAUGGGCGCGUUUUCGUAUCAGAGCCAAUCCCUGCUGGAGAGGCACUUCAAAAUUGGAGAAGCUCUAUCAGUGGAGGAGAUGGUCGAGCGAACCGAGGAUAAUGGGGAAGGAGUGGAAAUGUUGCGGGGGACGAGCCCUCUGAGCGUGGGCAUGGACACUGACGAAGAUGGGGAAUAUGCCUACGUGGAGUGGGAAAAUAUUCGGGCCAAGAUUAUUCGACCCAAUCUCAAAUGUUCCAACGGCUACGUUCACAUCUUGGAUCGUGUGCUCAUGAAGCCGAGAGACGUAGUACUCUCAGGUGCACCUGAUCCCUACCAGUCGACAAGCCUGUGGCCAAUUACAGCAUUGACAAGUGUCCUCUCGUGGUCCGUGAGCCGAGCUCUUCUCUGAGGAUAAAGUCACAUUUGUACAGCCAGCUCCUUACAUACACACAUACAUAAACUUGAGUGCGAGAGCAUCGGGCACUGUGGUCCAUCAUCAUUACACACAAAAAAAAGGAAAUCGCGAGACUGAUCCCUAGUCAAUAAAGGCUUUUGAUACCGUUGA